Messenger RNA from Manduca sexta (tobacco hornworm), 1115 nucleotides. Its product is annotated as putative fatty acyl-CoA reductase CG5065. The transcript is spliced from 5 exons. Gene Ontology annotation, cellular component: peroxisome. The coding region runs from base 16 to 1089 and encodes 357 amino acids. Gene Ontology annotation, biological process: long-chain fatty-acyl-CoA metabolic process. Lineage: Eukaryota; Metazoa; Arthropoda; Insecta; Lepidoptera; Sphingidae. Gene Ontology annotation, molecular function: alcohol-forming very long-chain fatty acyl-CoA reductase (NADP+) activity. The record is from RefSeq and is a predicted model, not a curated record.
AUUUUGUCAUAAUUUAUGUAUCCUACACCUACACAGGUUUAUGAUCCACCAGCAGAUCCUCAUGAGGUGUUGCGCGCUGCCAGCUGGUUAUCCGAAGCUCAACUCAAUCUCUUGGCUCCUUCAAUACUACAGAAGCAUCCCAACUCGUAUACCUACUCUAAGCGGCUGGCUGAAGCCUUAGUCCGGGACAGCUACCCAGGUCUUCCAGCUGCUGUAGUACGUCCCAGUAUUGUGACUCCAUCAUACAAAGAGCCUAUGCCAGGCUGGGUGGACAAUCUCAACGGGCCUAUAGGUGUGAUGGUCGGCGCUGGCAAGGGCGUCAUCAGAACCAUGCACUGUUAUGGUCAUUACCAUGCCGAAGUGAUUCCCAUCGACAUAGCUAUUAACUCCAUUAUCGUUAUUGCGUUCAGGAUUGGAAACCAAACCGAGAGACCACCAGAAAUUCCCGUUUUCAACUUGACCACGGGAGACGACAGGAAUACGACCUGGAAAGAAGUCCUGGAUAUUGGUAAAGCGACGGUGCGCAAGUAUCCUUUCGAGGGUCCAUUGUGGUAUCCCGAUGGGAACAUCAGACAUAAUAAGUUUAUACACUCUCUAUGUGUGUUUUUCUAUCACAUAGUUCCAGCGUAUUUUAUAGAUUUCUUGCUGUUCCUGUUUCGACAAAAACGAUUCAUGGUGCGGAUACAAAACAGAAUAUCAGUCGGAUUGGAAGUGCUGCAGUAUUUCACAACUCGUGAGUGGUGGUUUGACACGGACAACUUUAAGUCACUUGUGAAUAUAUUGAAUCCAGAGGAUCGCGCGCUCUACCCUAUGGACUUGACAAUCAUAGCGGACGAGCCGUUCAUAGAGAGCUGUAUGAUCGGCGGGAAGAUAUACUGCAUGAAGGAGAAACUUGAAAAUCUUCCUAAAGCCAGAUUACACAAUAACAUACUCUUUAUUCUGGAUCGGCUGGUGUCAAUCUUCUUCUAUUUGGUGCUGUUAUAUUGGAUUGUGUUGUGGUGCGAACCAGUAAGACAGUUGCUGUCUUGCGGAGGACCAUUUGUGCGCUAUUUACCUUUGGUUGGCAAAGCUGUCUUCAAGGAAGAUUAGUACACACUCAACCCUGAAUAUUUGAC